Messenger RNA from Nerophis lumbriciformis (worm pipefish), 585 nucleotides. The record is from RefSeq and is a predicted model, not a curated record. Lineage: Eukaryota; Metazoa; Chordata; Actinopteri; Syngnathiformes; Syngnathidae.
AUGGGACAGACACAGCAAACAGAGAACGCAGAAGAAAUUGAUGUUAAAGCGCUGCAGGAUAUGUAUAAAAAAUUUGUGACAGAAUGCCCGAGUGGAGUACUUUUUCUACAUGAAUUCAAGCGUUUCUUUGGCGUGGACCCAACCGGUGAAGCAUCGGAUUACGCUGAGAACAUGUUUCGAGCUUUUGACAGUAAUGGGGACAACACUAUUGAUUUCCUCGAAUUUGUAGCUGCACUGAAUCUUGUUUUUCGAGGUGACAUGGAGCAUAAAUUGCGCUGGUCAUUCAAGGUGUAUGACAAAGACAGCAAUGGCUACGUGGACAAAGAUGAACUCCGGUCAAUAAUCAAUAGCAUUUAUUGUGCAAACAAAGGCACAAAGACAGACACAAAUGAGUCCCACUUGACAGUAGAUGAUGCUGUGGAACGAAUACUGAAGGCUGUUGAUAGUGAUGGGGAUGGUUGUAUCAAUAUGGAAGAGUUCAUUAGAGGUGCACAGCAGGACCCUUGGGUCCUUAACAUGUUGAAGUUGGACAUAAAUCCUUCGCUAUGGAUUCUCGACAAAAGGAGAAAGAGUGCACACUUUUAA